Messenger RNA from Cercospora beticola, 1071 nucleotides. RefSeq names its product fungal specific transcription factor domain-containing protein. Gene Ontology annotation, molecular function: zinc ion binding; DNA binding. Lineage: Eukaryota; Fungi; Ascomycota; Dothideomycetes; Mycosphaerellales; Mycosphaerellaceae. The record is from RefSeq and is a predicted model, not a curated record. Gene Ontology annotation, biological process: DNA-templated transcription. Gene Ontology annotation, cellular component: nucleus.
AUGAAGUUGAUCAGCAGCGAACUGCCAGAAGGCGCGCCUCCGCAGACGCAGCUAUAUGCGGAUGUCAAGGCCUUUCUCGCCUACAUUGAAUCACAGAAUGGGUACAGCAUGCACGUCAUGCAAGCAUUGCUCUUGAUCUCGCUCUACGAGCUCGGGCACGCCAUCUAUCCUGCUUGCUACCUCUCCAUAGGACAUGCGGCUCGUCUUGGACACGCGACGGGCCUGCAUCAACGUGAUGCUCCCCAAAUGCUUCCACGGUUUCACACCUGGACUGCGCAGGAGGAGAAACGACGAGUGUGGUGGGCAGUCGUCAUUUUGGAUCGUUUCAGUAGCAUUGGACAUCGAAAAACCCCUUUCGCCACCUACGUCCCCAGUCUCGAUGCACAUCUACCCACUGACGAUGACAAUUGGGACCGAGGCCAGUUGGUGGUUGCAGCACCACUCGCUCUCUCAGCCUCACCCUCUGUACAAGCAGCCCCAUUUGCAAGAACCUGCCAGGCUGCGCACCUUUUGGGCAAAAUUGUUAGACAUGUCAAUGACAAGGCAUUGCCGAAUACGUAUCGCUUUGAAGAGGCACUCCAGCUCCACCGGACAAUGCGAGCUCUGACUGCUGCAUUGGUUCAAGAGGCAGCGAACGAUGAUCCUGACCAGGGUCCCACUCUUUGCACUGCGCUCGCCAUAUGCUAUUCCGCACUGCUGACACUUUACGACGCAAACAGCUGCACCAAGGAACAUACAGUAGACACUACAGAAGCUCAACUGCUGAUGCAGAAGGAGAGCGUUGAGGGUUUGCGCGAGAUCACAGCUGGGGCGAUGGAUCAUGCUCGAAGACUUCGCGCUUUUGCGGAGCGAAGAGGAGGCUGGGGUGGCUUGAGUCCGUUGGCCAUUGAUCCUCUGUACCAAGCUGCAGCGAAUUAUGCUUGGUACGUGCGAGAGUCAAGUGAUCUGCAGUGCAGUGAGCGCUUGCAAGAGGUCAAAGAAAUCUUGAUGGUCAUAGACCAAAGGUGGCGUGUUGCUGGUCAGUAUAUCUCUGCAGUCACUACCGUCUGGCAAAAUCUUGCAUCUUCCUGA